GUUGUGGAAAAAAAACCAUUCAUUGUCUCUUUUCAAGCUCACAUCUCAGCAUUUUUAAAAAUAACGCUUAAUGUGGGUUGUGUAGAUGGAUCUUAUAAACAAUCCAAUGCUAUCAAAAGGUGAGGAAUUAAUUGUAAACAUGUUUAAGUGAUACUAAAGUCAAAUAUUGCUGGAUAAGCAUGAUUUUCUAAUAUAAAAUCGAAUGAUUUCCAGCAGACCCGAGGGAACAGUGCCUCAAAACGGCAUUUCAAUAUAUGUAAACUGUCUAAAGGUGGUUUUAACGUGUUCUGCCCCAAACUAAUCUCUCCAAUCAAAACGUUAGUAGGUUAGAUCUUUAAGAUUCUACUUCCUCUCCCCGGCAGGAGGAGCACCUCCCUCUGGACCCGUCCUCCCUUUGUAAACGGCGGCGCGCACCAUCGCCCGCUCCCGUGACGCAGCGCAUCCCCGUGCUGCACAGAUGCCGGAGUGGAAGCGACAGGCGCGCUCAUCCAAACGCAUCGAACACAGGGGACGUGGGAGAAGAUCGUCCGAUUUGCGUCCGUCUAAGAGCUCCAGACCGCGGGGAACGAUGCUCGGAACAAGUCGCUUGGUGGGAAGCAGGACUUAAAAAGCUGCGGAACACUUUUAUCUGUAUUCUCUCUUUUCCCCCACUCCGAUAAUAAUCAAGAUUCCGGGCAGUCGCCGUCCAGUUUUCUCGAUCACUGAGAAUUUAGUUCCAGUUUCACGACAGGUCGGUGUUUCGUUUGGACACGAUGUGGAAGCCGGGAACCCUCCUCCUGCUGUUGCUGUGGCUGGCAUCCGGCGAACUCCAGCAAGAGACGGAGCCGCGGAGACUCCCACCCCCAGGAAAGUUGAAUUUCGGCUAUGUGCCAGCGGGAGUUUACGAGACGCUGGCCCAUUACGAACCUGGACCGAUAGGGAUUCUGUUCCACAUGGUCCAUGCUUUCCUGUAUGCGGUACAACCCAACGCUUUCCCACACGAUCUUAUUGUCAAACUGGCAAAGGACAAGUUUGGAGCCAUUCAGACGGAAUAUCAAAAGCCAGAGAACAUAGUGCUGACCCUUCAGGCCAUCUACUACGAGAUAGGCUUCCUAGUUUGUGCAGCAGUGGGCCUGCUCUUUACCAUUCUGAUGCCAAUAGCCGGGCUCUUCUUCUGCAUGUGCCGCUGCUGUGACAACUGUGGUGGUGAGAUGCACCAACGCCAGAGGAAGAAUGCAGACUGCCGGCGUGGCCUCCUGGGAACGCUGCUCUUCUCCACCUCACUGGUCAUCAC
Molecule: messenger RNA, 1273 nt
Organism: Haplochromis burtoni (Burton's mouthbrooder)
Lineage: Eukaryota; Metazoa; Chordata; Actinopteri; Cichliformes; Cichlidae
Product: prominin-1-A
Cellular component (GO): prominosome; apical plasma membrane; cilium
Molecular function (GO): cholesterol binding
Source: RefSeq, a predicted model, not a curated record